GGGGGAUGAUCUUUUGGCGUGCUGCGGCAACGGUUGUCUCAGUACAUGUUCGGUAUUCUUUCUGUCAAAGACAGACAAGAUUUCUGUGUACACAAUUCUAUCGUUCGAUUAAUCGUGACCGUGUUUUCCGUUUAGAAAUUUCGCUAACAACAGUGGUUUCAAUUUCGUGGAACGAACUUGGCUGUUAUGAACCGCGCGAAGGAUGAAAGAUCGGAGUCUGACAAGACAUUUUAAGGACUGCUCCAGUCUCGAGAUCCUUUCCCUCUUCAGGACUCUUUGUGCUACUGUAAAAUGUUCAAUGUUUCCAGUUUUUUCACCGGAAGAAAAUUUACAACCGGAUCUGUACCACGUCUGACCGGUUUCGCAAGAUCAAUGAAAUUUACACGUUUCAAUGAUACUUUAAUUCGACGUGUUUCAGUCGGAUAAGGAAAAGUGGUGUUACCAAGUCACGUGGUAAGCAAAGAGCUAAUCAGAAAUUCGAUGAGAGAGACUCUUUGUCAAGGGUGUAUAGGAAAUCACGAAAUUUCACAACAGUUUGCGACAUUCGAAAGCAGGACUAUGCUGUUUGUCUGACGAUUACCUCGCAUUUCUACUUUAUUUACUUAAUGAUACGUUCGUUAUACACAGAAUAAACGAAUCCGAUGGAAAAUGUUUAUCCGUUUUAUGUGAAUAAAUGUACCAUGCUUUCUCCUUCGCGCCAUACUGUACUUACGUCCACGUGCUCGUCACAAUUGGAGCCUAACGUUGUGUCAGCCUUCGAAACGAUACACUCACGCAAUCUUACCAGUAUGUUUCAUUUCAUAACAGAACCAUUUUUAGACAUUUUUUCGUAAUUAUCGACUACAUAACAGAGUCAAAAAAUGUAUUCAAUAAACGUACCGUUCUACUUAUCAGCUUCGUGCUUUCAUAUCGCUCUGUGGGGGGUGGUCUUUGAAGGCUAUCCGGGAGGGACGUUAUCGCAUUGUUGAUCGCAGAAGAGUCGUUGCACUUUACCGUGCAAGCAGAAUCGUAAAUUAAUUAUAAAUUAUUGAUAGUUUGAUUGGGAUGACAAGAACGAAAAACGCGUAACUGUACGUCUAGCCGGCACUGGAGAUAACAACGAUCGUGUCACCAGGAAUGUGGAGUAGGCCGGUGGGACUAUAACUGAUUACUUACAAUGCGAUAGCGAUCCAUGCCCAAGGUUACAAAUCGAGUUCGUGGUUGCGAUUACCGAGAACCGUUCGUAAAGGGCAGGUUACUUAGAAAACGCGACUUGCAUAUAGCCCGCGAAAUAUACAUAUGUACAUAGAAAGAAAAUGAGUCACGGCACCGAGAACGGAACCGCACAAAGGCUUGGCCGUUUGGCAUCGUUCGUCGGUGCUUUAGUAGAUACGCUUACGUUCAUCCGUCGAAUACAAAUCGAUUGUACGAUCGAGCGUCUUCGAACGUAAGAACUGGAGCAAUAGCCACGUGCUCGUUCAGUAAAAUUCUGUGCCAAUUGCGUUAGGAUUUCUCCGAACGAGCCAAACGAGUGACGCUAGAAUUUCUCUGAAAGUUUCAAGACAGUGCUCGCUCGUCGAGCUCGUUGUAUAUUCUUGAUUUUCCGUGCACCGGUUACCGCGGGAAAGGGAGAUAAGGCUAUCUGAAACAGGCAUUAUAAAAAAUUGAUAUCGCGGUUAACUAGCGUCAAUGAAUCAUCGAUCCUAGCAAUCAUCGAUCGUAACGAAAGUUGCGUUUGUUGAUUUCUACGCUGUGCACCCACCUGUAGAGUUGGGCGAAACGGACCCGGACGGUUUCAAAUCCAAACGGACUUCUUCAACUUUCUCGAUACAUAAACAUUUUAAUUGAUCGGUAGGUAGAAAACAAUGUAUCGGAUGAAUAAUUAAGCGGGCACGGUGAAACAAAAGGCAGGUGUUGGGAAUUCAAGGCCGAUAGGAAUUGAAAACUAGUGUAAGUGGAUCGGGAAGUCAAAGGUGCGCGCGUUCGAAUAGCGUGUACCGUUUACGAAACUAAAGACAGCCAGAUACAAGUGUAGACGACAUAGAGGACGCGUUGAUCGGCAAAAUAUUUUCAACAGACAACUCCACUUCGAUCGAAGUGGGAGAUUCUCCAAGGUUUCCGGAUACGAGGAGGAACUCUGCGUAAGCUAGAUCGGAACCUACCGGACGAGCAACGGAUUCAUUGAGUAACCAGCUUUUCCGUUGGACGGUUCAGUCAGUGUCGUGAAUUACAUAAUCGCGUAGGAUCGAGAGGGAUAGACAGAGACAUUGUGCAAAACGCAUCGAGGAUGACCUUCGCAGCCUUCUCGUCUGUCCGUCUAUCGCCGACAGAGAAGAGGCCGGAGAUAAGGUCGAACGCAAUUUAAUUAAUAUCUACCAGUGAUCGAGCGCGUUACUGGUUUGUUCGAAGCAAAACUGACAAGAAGAGAGGAUGUCGAGCGGCUGUCGGAAGAGAUGACUGUGGCAGCAAGAGUGAUUUCUGGCUAGAGAUCUAAGGCUGACGGGAUCUAAGCUGGCUCUGCAGCUGAUUACGCUAUUUCACAGUACAGGUGUACCGUGCGAGAGAGAUGACGGUCACUUACACUGCCGAAGUUGCUACCUGUAGAGGUCUCGGUUGCUUUCUAAAAUUACUCCUAAGAUGGCGAGCAAGCAUAUACAAGCUCGUCUGGUUGGACCUAGCUCUGUUCCUCUUCAUAUAUUAUUCUCUAUCGAGCAUAUAUCGAUUGCUGUUGGACGAGCAUCAAAAGAAGAUCUUCGAGGCGGUGGUGGCGUAUUGCAACGAGUACAGCGACCUAAUACCACUGUCCUUCGUCUUGGGUUUCUACGUCAGUAUCGUUAUGACCCGAUGGUGGAAUCAAUACAUGGUGAUACCCUGGCCAGACUCGAUCGCAGUUUUCGUGUCAGCCACCAUUCACGGGAACGACGAAAGGGGUCGACUAAUGCGUCGAACCAUCGUCAGGUACGUCUGCGUUUGUUUGACAUUGGUGCUAGCGAUGGUUUCGCCACGGGUGAAAAAGCGUUUCCCAACGUUGGAGCACUUCGUGGAGACCGGUUUACUGUUGGAGAACGAACUGGUGAUAUUCCAGAGUCUGAAUACGAAAUUUCCGAAGCCCAGCAAGCAUUGGUUGCCAAUCGUGUGGGCGUCGAGUAUAGUGACACGGGCCAGAAAGGAAGGUCGGAUUCGCGACGACUUUGCCGUAAAGACAUUGAUAGACGAGCUAAACAAGUUUCGUGGUCUUUGCGGUAGUCUCAUGCACUAUGAUACAAUUAGCAUUCCUUUAGUAUAUACUCAGGUGGUAACCUUGGCUGUGUACACGUACUUUUUAACGAGCGUGAUGGGACGGCAAUGGGUGCAGAAUUCGUCGACGUCGACGAUCGAUCUCUACUUUCCAGUAUUCACGACGCUACAGUUCUUUUUCUACAUGGGUUGGCUAAAGGUGGCCGAGACGUUGAUCAAUCCAUUCGGGGAGGACGACGAUGACUUUGAAGUUAAUUGGAUAAUCGAUAGAAACUUGCAGGUGAGCUACCUGAUCGUCGACGAGAUGCAUCACGAACAUCCGGAAUUGAUACGAGAUCAGUAUUGGGACGAAAUAUUCCCGACGGAGCUUCCGUACACCGCGGCGGCUCAGCCCUUCCGCGAAGAACACCCUCAGCCAUCGACGGCUGGUAUCCAAUUAUCCGCAGCCCAGCAAGAACUUCAACCCUCCUCGGUGAGAAUCGACGAAAUGGCCGGGGAGUAUCAGCAAAAAUUCCAACCGGACGUAGCCGACGAUGCUGCGUCCGGCAUACAUUUUACAGCUACUGGUAAAAUGUCAAGGAGCACCACUGAAAGUGGCAAAAUAGCAAGAAGCGCUAGUAGAGUGAGCACUCGAGAUCGCACUCUAAGCGGAGGAUCCACUCCCAGUAACCUGGGUGGUUCUCUGACAAGAGUGAACAGCGUGACUAGCGUGUUGAAGCGAUUGUUCAGCAAAGAAGACAGACCAGACGGUGGUGUAUCGAGCGGUAUCAAGACACCAGGAAGACUCGCGAGUUCUAGUUCCUCUGCUUCGUUGCAGAAUCGACUAGUCGGCCCAGGUGGUUCUAUGAGGAUUGGCGUGAUCAAAGAGGAAGCGGACGAGCAGAUGACCCUAACGUCGAUGAAAUCAGACAAAAGGCCUCACGUGCAGAGUAUAUUUUCGCCUGGUCCUCCGCCUCCAACUGCUCCGAUGGCUGUUCCUGGUACAGAAUAUUGUCGUAACGGAGAAAUAUUUUCCACCAGCGCCCCAGUAACCGGUGUAGCAGACAAUGGCGAAAGCGCGAACGAAAGAAGUUACAUACCUGGGCCAAGAACACAACGAUCGACGCAGUCAGCACGAUCGAGCAUCGCUUACGAGCCAGCAACGAGUUACCCUGGUAGCGGUAUUGCGGACGACCUAAUUAGUACUCGUAGUUCCUCUUGUGCCACUACCGAUUCCGACGACGAGUUCACGAAACUGAAGACGGAAAGAGAAAAGCAAAGGCGCGAGAAGGUAGUGCGAAGACUGGCCAGGAGUACCAGUGGACAUAACAAUUUAAUUAGCGGACAUUCGGCGAGUACUCUCGAUGGAGAACACCUUUUGUUGUCGGAAUUAGCGCAUACCUCGCGUUUGUCCAUGGGGCAAGAGGGCUUCGAUGAUAAGAUCGAGAGCGAUCGACUUUAGCAGGAUUGUUGGUGGUUCUAUUUUGAAGUUUAGUUUCAAUUGUAAGCAAUAGUAUACGGAUAGGUUUAGAUGAAGAAAGGCAAUGUUUGAAUAGGAAGACUACCGACCAGUUGAAUGGUCAAUGGAAUUAUGACAAACUUUUAUGGAUGUCAAACAUCUGUUGAUAAGCAAGGUUGAUUAACACGUUGAUUGCUUUUGUGGUCACCAGAACCACUAAACAUGACAAUCAUCGUGUUAAGAUAUUAAUGUAUAUAUGAUGUGUUUUUUUUUUAUUAGAAGGAAAUUAAUAAGCAAACAAGAAAGUAUUAUGCUCUAGGAUGCCCGAAUCAAGUUCAGAUAGAAUUUACUGAAGCGAAGAACGGUGUAAAGCUAAUGGAUGAAAAUUGUAAACAUUCCAUUCGUGCUUGACGUUCAGUGAUAAAGUGGCUCGUAAUGUCGUUUCAGAUUGUUUAAAAACACACGGGAUCAUAAUUACAUGUACUGUAAAAAUGGUUGAAACGGAUCUUGACCAUAGCUGCAAUUUUGCGUACAUCGUAAGUAAAUUUUAACAUGUAAUGUAAGAUUGUAUAAAAUUUCCAAAGAUUACGAAUGUAAAUGCUAACGUGAACCGGUAUACCUCUCACUUCAAAUUCUACGUAUCGAAAAAUGACAAUAAUAGCGGUAAUAUUGUCAUCGAAUAUCGCCUUGAAAGUAUUGAAUUUUAUAUACGUACAUUUGGUAAAUGUUACAAGUUGAAUCGAAUCUGUCCAAAAUUUGCGAUUGAAAUCUUGUUCGGAAAGAUGAAAUUAAUUUUAACUCUCAUUUUUUAUAUCAACCGCUUUAGAUAUAAAAAAUGAGAGUGUGUAGUUAAUACAGAAUACGUUAGAAUUUUAAAUGAUGUUAAUAUCUUUUUUUUAAUUAAACUUUGCUCGUUUUAAAAUGCAGCGGAAAUGGGGCCUUCAGAAGGCUGGUUUAAAGCAUAAACGCUAAAGACCAAUAAGGAAUAUUUAAUAAGCAAUCGCAAAAACGCUAAAAGUGCCUAUCUUAUAUUAAAAGUUUUUUAUCUUUGAAUCGUUCAAUUGCGCUUGGAAUAAUACGAACAGUGUUACACUCAAAACUAUUGCUUUUGUACGGUAACGCGUUCGAGUACGCACAUUCCAGAAAUCAAAGACGAAUUUAGAUCGAUGACAAAAUCGAUAAAACGAUCGCACAUCUGCUAAGUAAUCCCAAUUUCCUACUUUUCAUACAUUUGCAAUAUCGCACACUUAUUGAAAAUGUGAAAGUUUAGAAAAAAAUUUAAAUAAAAUUGCUCGCUAAUCGAUUUUUUAUUACGAAUAAUAUGUAAAGUAGUAGUAAACAGUUUGAGUAUCGUAGAGUGCGUGUGUACAAAAGCAUAUACUUAUGUACGUAGUACGAUUAACACUCUUUACUGCCUGUGAAUAGUUUACGUUAGACAACCUGUCUUUCAUUUUGGAGUUACAUUCCAGGACGUGAAUAAGUUCUCUGGUGCUCAGGAUUAAUUUUUUGAUUUACAGUAUUAUAGUAAGCUUCUUGGAAUGUUCAAUAGAAAUGUUGAUUUCUUUCGAAUAAACAAGAGUGAAUUUCAAA
Osmia bicornis bicornis is the source of this 6244-nucleotide messenger RNA. Its product is annotated as bestrophin-4. The record is from RefSeq and is a predicted model, not a curated record. NCBI's taxonomy places the organism in Eukaryota, Metazoa, Arthropoda, Insecta, Hymenoptera, Megachilidae. Gene Ontology annotation, molecular function: chloride channel activity. The transcript is spliced from 9 exons. The coding region runs from base 2546 to 4657 and encodes 703 amino acids.